Perognathus longimembris pacificus (Pacific pocket mouse) is the source of this 2177-nucleotide messenger RNA. RefSeq names its product acid phosphatase 3 (gene Acp3). NCBI's taxonomy places the organism in Eukaryota, Metazoa, Chordata, Mammalia, Rodentia, Heteromyidae. Gene Ontology annotation, cellular component: lysosome; plasma membrane. The record is from RefSeq and is a predicted model, not a curated record. Gene Ontology annotation, molecular function: acid phosphatase activity. Bases 19 to 1269 code for a protein of 416 amino acids. Gene Ontology annotation, biological process: lysosome organization; dephosphorylation. The transcript has 11 exons.
CUCUCCUGACUCCCCAACAUGAGAGCUGCCUUCCUUUGCAUAGCCCCAACACCCAGCCUUGUCUUUUGGUUUCUGCUUUCUCUCUGGCUACCCCAAGAUGCUGCUGGCAAAGAGUUGAAGUUUGCAACGUUGGUAUUUCGGCAUGGAGACCGAAGUCCCAUCGAAACAUUUCCUAAUGAUCCCAUUAUGGAGUCCUCAUGGCCACAAGGAUUUGGCCAGCUCACUCAGCUGGGCAUGGAGCAGCAUUAUGAACUUGGCCGGUAUAUAAAGAAAAGAUACGGAAAGCUCUUGAAUGAGUCGUAUAAACGUGAACAGGUGUAUAUCCGAAGCACAGAUGUGGACCGGACUCUGAUGAGUGCUAUGACAAACCUCGCGGCCCUGUUCCCUCCAGAGGGGAUAGGCAUCUGGAACCCCAGCCUCCUCUGGCAGCCCAUUCCCGUGCACACCGUGGCUCUGUCUGAAGACCGGCUGCUGUACCUGCCAUUAAGGAACUGCCCCCGUUUUCAAGAACUUGAGAGUGAGACUUUGAAAUCUGAAGAAUUCCAGAAAAGACUUCAUCCAUACAAGGACUUUAUCGAGACUUUGCCAACACUGUCAGGAUUCCAUGGCCAGGACCUCUUUGGGAUUUGGAGUAAAGUCUACGACCCUUUGUAUUGCGAGAGUGUUCAUAAUUUCACUCUACCUUCCUGGGCCACUGAGGAUGCCAUGACUAAGCUAAGAGAAUUAUCAGAAUUGUCUCUCCUGUCUCUCUAUGGAAUUCACAAGCAGAAAGAGAAAUCGAGACUCCAGGGGGGUGUCCUGGUCAAGGAGAUCCUCAAGCACAUGAAGAGUGCAACUCAGCCACAAAACUACAGGAGACUUGUCAUGUAUUCUGCACAUGACACUACUGUGAGUGGCCUACAGAUGGCGCUAGAUGUCUACAACGGAAUCCUUCCUCCCUAUGCUUCCUGCCACUUGAUGGAAUUGUACCUGGAGAAGGGGGAGUACUUCGUGGAGAUGUAUUACCGCAACGAGACGCGGCACGAGCCCUACCCCCUCACACUGCCAGGCUGCCCCCAGAGCUGUCCCCUGGAGAAGUUUGCAGAACUGCUUGCCCCUGUGAUCCCCCAGGACUGGUCCACAGAGUGUAUGACCACGAGCAACCACCAAGUUCUAAGGGUGAUCCUUGCCACUGCCUUUUGCCUGGUAUCUGGUGUCCUGGUGGUGCUACUGUUCCUCCUCAUUCGGCAUGGGCCCUGCUGGCAGAGAGACAUCUAUCGGAACAUCUAAACUAUGACUGGACAAGAGCAGACAAUCAGGGCCAACUCGGGGGACACCUCCUCUCUAAGUGAUGCCGAGGUUUUGAAGGGUGGGCUUUCAUUAUGUGAACAUCGCCUACCCACACCCUUGUUUGUAAACCUAUUUGGGGCAUGGUGUGAGCUCACAACCACCAGGGACAGCUGCUGGACUCAAUAGAGUACUUAGCUAGGUCUUCUCACCCUGAGCAUUACUGGGUACUGAGCUAGGUCUUCUCAUCCCUGGGCAGUAGUAGCACAGGCUUUUCAAGCAGCUAGGAAGUUUUAUUUUUUGACACAGAUGUCCAGAGAGAAACAAGAAGCCAAAGGCGACUGUCUUUUGUCUGCAAAAAAAACAAAAAACAAAAAACAGGAAAAAUAGCAAAAGGUUAGAAAGUGAGGUAAGGACCUGGGUUAGAUAAGACUGGAUCACAGAGAAUGUUAGGCUAGAAAGAAGUAGCAUUAUACAGGUGGUCCUUAAAGAGAAAGCCCCAAUAAGAAACUAUAACUAAACCUUUGCUUAAGCUAUUUAGUAGUUUAACACAGAGCCAUGCACGUCUCUGUGACGCAAUUUCCACCUAGUGUUUGAUAGCUAAGAGGCUUCUGUAUGUAUGUCCGUCACCCACACAUUUAUACACUUAUAUUUGAAACACCUCCAGAAGAGGUCUUAAUUCUGAGAAACAGUUAAUAUCCAGGUCAUAUUCACUGGUCUAGCUCAGGUCAUUUUCCUACAAUUUCAAUACUGGGAAUUAACGACAAAAUUCAUGUGGCCACAGUUAUGGGUUUUUUUUUCUUUUUGCCUCCAGGAUUUUUUACAGUUUAUACUACUUUAUUUUAUUUAAAAAUUAUGAGAUCUUAUAUUGAUAAGAACUGUUUCUGGCUAUGAUGAAAUGGUAAUGUGUU